Schistocerca serialis cubense is the source of this 2527-nucleotide messenger RNA. Its product is annotated as calphotin-like. The coding region runs from base 141 to 1733 and encodes 530 amino acids. NCBI's taxonomy places the organism in Eukaryota, Metazoa, Arthropoda, Insecta, Orthoptera, Acrididae. The record is from RefSeq and is a predicted model, not a curated record. The transcript is spliced from 2 exons.
CAGUUCUAAUGGAUGCAACGCGCCUCGAGAGGGGGGCAGUGGCGCGGGAGGGGUCACGGGUGCGUAUAAAAGUUGAGCGCACCGCACCACCGUCACAUUCACUCGUGGGCUUCCAGCAGUAGCUCGCACCAAGUGGAGCCAUGAGGUACCUGAUCAUCGUCGCCGCGGCGCUGCACGUGGUUCUGGGAGGCGUGAGCCAGGUGGCAGUGCGCCUGCCCUUCCUCAACCCUGCCGGAGUCACCUACCUGAACGGUCCCGCGCCCGCCGGCCUGGCCGCCGGUCCCGUGGGCUACGCCGCCGCCGGCCCCGCCGCCGUCGGCUACGCCGCCGCCGGCCCCGCCGCCGUGGGCUACGCCGCCGCCGCCCCCGCCGCCGUCGGCUACGCCGCCGCCGCCCCCGCCGCCGUCGGUUACGCCGCCGCCCCCGUGGCCGUGCCCACGGUGCACCACGUGCCCGGUGUGGCCGACGUGCCCGUCACCCGCAUCGAGGCGCAGCCCGGCGUCGUGCAGCAGCAGAUCGACGUCGCCCACCCGGCCGUGGCCACCCGCAAGUUCGAGGUGCGCCGGCCGGCCAUCCAGAAGCAGUUCUACGACAUCGAGGAGCGCGUCGUGAUCAGGCCUGCGGGCUCCGCUCUGGUGGAGCUGGACGAGCCUACCAGCCGGCUGCAGCGCGGACCCACCGUCGUCAGCCCCGUGGGCCCGGGAGCCGCCGUCGCCGCCGGACCCGUCGUCGCCGCCCCCGCUGCCAUCGCCGCCGCCCCCGCCGCCGUCGCCGCCGGCCCCGCCUACGCUCCGGUCGUGGCUGCCACCCCCGCCCCCGUGUUCGUGUCCUCGACGCCCGCCCCCGCGCUGGGCGCCUACCCCGGCCCGGGCGGCCCCGCCCCCGGAGCUCCCGCGCAGUUCGAGAGCGACGACUCGAUCUCGGUAGAGAACCCCGAGUUCUCGGCUAGGGCCGCGGCAGCCGCCCAGCAGCAGUACGAGUCGCAGCAGCGCGCGGCCGCCGCCCAGCAACAGUACGAGGCUCAGCAGCGCGCGGCGGCUCAGCAGCAGCAGUACGAGGCUCAGCAGCGCGCGGCGGCUCAGCAGCAGCAGUACGAGGCUCAGCAACGCGCUUCGGCUCAGCAGCAGCAGUACGAGGCUCAGCAGCGCGCGGCGGCUCAGCAGCAGCAGUACGAGGCCGAGCAGCGCGCCGCCGCCGCCGCGCAGCACCAGGCCGCCGGCCCCCUGCCGUCGCCGCAGCCCGAGAUCCGCACCAACGGCGCCCCCCUCGAGCAGAUCGCGCGCGCUCAGCCGCUGGCCGGCCCCGACGUGGUGCCGUCCCUGCGCUCCAUCCACCCCGAGGAGAACCAGGCUAACCAGCAGCGCCUCAUCCAGCUGCUGACGGCCCGCGGCGGCGUUACCGAGGUGGGCUUCGGCCGCGCCGGACCCGCCGGCGCGCCCGUGGGCGACGCGGGCAAUGUGCGCGCGCGCGUGCUGUCCGCCACGCCCGCGCCGGCCUUCGCCGCCCCCGCAGGUGAGCGCGUCUCCACCCGGCGCGUCGUCGUGUCCCGUCCCAUCGAGACCCUGCAGGAAGUGGACGUGAUCGAGCCCGUCACCAAGCUGCACCGUGUCGCCGUCAACACGCCCACGCUGUUCAAGACGGUGCGCCAGGACAUCGCCAGGGUGCCCACCACCGUGCCCGUGCUGGGCAAGACCAUCGCCCACGCCGCCGUGCCCGUCGGUCUCUACCACUGAGCGUCCCUCCCACUGCCGCCGCAACCUUACACACAACACGGCGGUUUUACACUUCCCUCUUCCGAAUACUCCCAGACGGCCACGGCACAAACUCGUGUGCGGAGACGCAUUUCCUUUUCUGCGGUAACACCGAGAUCUAGUGAAAAUCACUACACGAGAAACAUUCCCUGACAACUGAAUUUCUUUCACUAAAUCCGUCAGUCUCGCGCGUAGCAAUCUAUACGAGUCAGUAUAGAGACAAAUGGUGCGAUCGUAAGUCUACACUACAACUCUAAGGAAAAAUCCGCAGCCUCCAAUAUCUGAAGUCUGCCGAGAUUUUCUCCUCCUUUUUUCUCUUCAACUGUAAUGCCCCAGGCGUCAGAGCAUCUGUCGUCUCCCUCUCCUACACACACACACACACACACACACACACACACACACACACACACAAUCGCCAAACCUUGCCAUGUCGAUUCGUCGCGCUUUUCUUGCCCACUGUGGAUCCGCAAAAUGCAGCAACUGUUCUGGGAGUACUGUAUGUACUAUUUCACUGUGCCUACAAAAAUAUUCUAGCUCUUCCUUUAUACAGACCUACUUAUUGAAAAUUCUUCAGACUACGCCCCUCUCGAACCUUUUUCGCGUUAAGUUCCCCCAGCAUCACCGUAAGUAGGAAAAAAAAAUAUUCUUACCAGUUUUAAUAUCUGUGUGAAUGCGUGUCAAACUUUUUUUACUGCACAACACAUGAGAACGAUACUGAAGUGAUAUUAGUGUUUAUUUAUAUACAUUACAAUGAAAAUAAAGCAAAUUUGUGACUA